Molecule: messenger RNA, 5940 nt
Organism: Daphnia carinata
Lineage: Eukaryota; Metazoa; Arthropoda; Branchiopoda; Diplostraca; Daphniidae
Gene: slo
Product: calcium-activated potassium channel slowpoke-like
Exons: 30
Coding region: 121-3705 (1194 amino acids)
Biological process (GO): potassium ion transport; transmembrane transport
Cellular component (GO): postsynaptic membrane
Molecular function (GO): large conductance calcium-activated potassium channel activity
Source: RefSeq, a predicted model, not a curated record
UAGUUGAGUUUGUCAAUUUUUAAAAAUCGUCGAUUCAAAUCUUUCAAAGUGGAGUUCCCUCAAGAAUAUCAUCAACCCAACCACCACCACUUCGUCAGCCAUCAUCACACCAACGCCAAGAUGUCGGACGACGAUGAAGGUUUCGUCUACUCUCCCGAGGAGAUCGAAUGCCUCAAGGACCGAAAGUGGUGGUGCUUCCUUCUAUCCAGCAUCUUUACCUUCCUGGCCGGCCUGCUGAUUGUCCUUUUAUGGCGAGCCUUGUCCAUUAUCUGCUGCCGAAAAGACGCAUCCCCAGAGUACAGCCAGAGCGACUUGAAGCAGCAGCAACAGAACUUACCCAAACCACCGCGGCAAGCCAAGGAAGAGUUCGAAGGCACCUUUGUCACAGACGCCAAAGACUGGGCCGGCGAGCUCAUCUCUGGACAAACCACAACUGGACGCAUUUUGGUGGUACUCGUGUUUAUAUUGAGCAUCGCUUCCCUCAUCAUUUAUUUCAUCGAUGCAUCCAGCGAGGGCGUCGAACAAUGCAAGGAGUGGUCGAGCAAUAUGACGCAGCAGAUCGACCUCGCCUUCAAUAUAUUUUUUAUGGUCUACUUUUUUAUAAGAUUCAUCGCCGCUAGCGACAAAUUGUGGUUUAUGCUGGAGAUGUACUCUUUCGUCGACUAUUUCACGAUACCACCUUCCUUUGUGUCCAUCUAUCUGGACCGGACCUGGAUCGGUCUCAGAUUUCUUCGUGCUCUGAGGCUGAUGACAGUGCCGGAUAUCCUGCAGUACCUCAACAUUCUUAAGACAUCCAGCUCCAUCCGCCUGGCCCAGCUGGUUUCCAUCUUCAUUUCAGUUUGGUUGACUGCAGCCGGAAUCAUCCACUUGCUGGAGAAUUCCGGAGAUCCGCUCGACUUCAGCAACCCACAUCGGCUGUCUUACUGGACGUGCGUCUACUUUUUAAUCGUGACCAUGUCAACGGUGGGCUACGGUGAUGUCUACUGUAAGACGAUCCUAGGUCGGACGUUUUUAGUUUUCUUUCUACUCGUCGGCUUGGCCAUCUUUGCCAGUUGUAUCCCUGAAAUUAUUGACCUGAUCGGCACUAGACCCAAAUACGGAGGCACUCUGAAGAAUGAACGUGGACGCAGGCACAUAGUCGUCUGCGGACACAUCACCUACGAGUCAGUGUCGCACUUUCUUAAGGAUUUCCUUCACGAGGAUCGAGAAGACGUCGACGUCGAAGUCGUUUUCCUUCACAGGAAAGAACCCGAUUUGGAACUGGAAGGCCUGCUGAAGAGGCACUCCACCACCGUCAAGUUUUUUCAGGGCUCCAUGAUGAAUGCCGUUGAUUUGGCCAGGGUCAAGGUCCACGAGGCUGACGCCUGCCUUGUCUUGGCAAACAAAUAUUGUCAGGAUCCAGAUGCUGAGGAUGCUGCCAACAUCAUGCGAGUCAUUUCUAUCAAAAAUUAUUCGGACGAUAUCAGGGUCAUCAUUCAGCUGAUGCAAUAUCACAACAAGGCCUACUUGCUGAACAUUCCCAGCUGGGAUUGGAAGCGUGGUGACGACGUCAUCUGCCUGGCCGAACUCAAGUUGGGCUUCAUCGCCCAAAGUUGCUUGGCGCCCGGAUUCUCCACCAUGAUGGCCAACUUAUUCGCCAUGAGAUCGUUCAAGACCUCGUCGGAUCUACAGUCAUGGCAGAACGAUUAUCUGCGUGGCUCCGGCAUGGAGAUGUACACCGAUACGUUGAGUCACACCUUUAUGGGUCUGACUUUCACUCAAGCGGCCGAGUUGUGUUUUACCAAGCUCAAGCUCCUCUUACUGGCCAUCGAAUUGAAAUCUGAAGACGGACUCGAUUCGAAGAUCUCCAUUAAUCCGCGCGGAGCAAAGAUAUCGUCAAACACGCAAGGAUUUUUCAUAGCGCAAUCAGCUGACGAGGUCAAAAGAGCCUGGUUCUACUGUAAAGCCUGCCAUGAAGACAUAAAAGACGAAACGCUCAUCAAGAAGUGCAAAUGCAAAAACUAUGUGGGCUUAAUGAUGAUUCAGUCGGGACUAUUCGGAUUAACGUCCCAUGAUCAAGAAGCGAACGUGGCCGUCUUCCGGAAAGGUGUUCGGGCUGUACAAGUCAUCGGUCGCGCAAGUGCGGAUUACUCCAUCUGCGACAAUGACCAUGUGACUCCUCAGUUUACGCCUCCAGAGUUGCCAAAGCGGGUGCAUGUCAGAGGUGAAUUAUUACGGGAAGACGAUCCGCGAUCUCCAUUGCACAAUCAACACAACGCAGCAACUACGCCGCUGCUAUCGGCCGUCAACAAGACCCACAGCAGUACGAAUCGGACCAUAAAUAAGCUGACCGGCAACUCCUCUGGCACUCGCACAGCAGCCAUCGACGGCGGCCAUUCUCCAUCGCCGGAUUUCAACGCGAGGGCCAAGGAGGACAGUUCGUAUGCUGGUUAUCAUCUGUCAUAUGAAGUGAAAAAACUCAUGCCUACGAGUCGAGGGUCUGCUGGAAAUGGAACACACAACACGGGCAUUGCUGACGACCAGGCCAGGGAUUUCGAUUUUGAAAAGACGGAGAUGAAAUACGACUCGACUGGCAUGUUUCAUUGGUCCCCCGCUCGCUCCCUGGAAGACUGUAUACUGGAUCGCAAUCAAGCGGCCAUGACGGUGUUGAAUGGUCACGUAGUCGUUUGCCUGUUCGCUGAUCCCGACUCGCCAUUGAUCGGAUUGCGAAAUUUGGUCAUGCCCCUUCGAGCCUCUAAUUUUCACUAUCACGAGCUCAAGCAUGUGGUCAUCGUUGGCUCCGUCGACUACAUCCGACGAGAAUGGAAAAUGCUUCAAAACUUGCCCAAAAUUUCAGUGCUCAAUGGAUCACCGCUGAGUCGAGCAGACUUGCGGGCUGUCAACGUCAACUUGUGUGACAUGUGCGUCAUUUUGUCGGCCAAAGUACCCAGCAACGAUGAUCCAACCCUGGCCGACAAAGAGGCAAUCUUGGCAUCGCUCAACAUCAAAGCCAUGACAUUCGACGACACCAUCGGCGUCCUAUCGCACAGUAAUAGCGGUCGUGAAGCGCUGACGCCAAUUGGCAGCCCGAUUGUUCUCCAACGACGAGGAUCUGUCUAUGGCGCAAACGUUCCCAUGAUCACGGAAUUGGUGAAUGAUAGCAACGUGCAGUUUUUGGACCAAGAUGACGACGACGAUCCGGAUACGGAGCUCUACCUCACUCAGCCAUUUGCUUGUGGAACUGCGUUCGCCGUCAGCGUACUCGACUCUCUCAUGUCGACUACGUACUUCAAUCAAAAUGCACUCACGCUCAUCCGGUCUCUUAUCACUGGUGGAGCCACACCUGAGCUUGAACUUAUUCUCGCUGAAGGAGCCGGCCUUCGUGGAGGAUAUAGUACACCAGAAACGCUCGGCGAACGAGACCGUUGCCGGGUGGGCCAGAUCUCAUUAUACGAUGGACCUUUGGCCCAAUACGGUGAGGGUGGCAAAUAUGGAGAUCUUUUUGUUGCUGCACUACGCAACUAUGGCAUGCUGUGUAUAGGAUUGUACAGGUUUAGAGAUACCAGUUCAUCAGUUGAUGCUUCAUCCAAACGCUACGUCGUUACGAACCCCCCUGACGAUUUCACGCUAUUACCUACCGAUCAGGUGUUUGUCCUGAUGCAGUUCGAUCCUGGUCUUGAAUAUCAACCUAACCGAGGAGAUCACGGCCGCGAAGGGAACUCCUGACUCUUGCUCUGUAGCGCCCUCACCGAUGGUCCUUAUUCUUACAUUUGAAAUAAUAAAUCGAACUCAGUCAACUCAACACACUUUCAAUUUAGCGGAGCAAAAAACAAAGGAAACAAAGAAGAAUCGCGGAAUUUAGGCGUGCGCUUCAAACAUUGGCCUCUUCAAUUAUCACUGAGUAUCAUCCAACUUCCUUGUCCUCCCCCAUCCUCCUUCAAAAACACCCUUGAUGUUCCCCAUUUUCUACCUGAGGUCUUUGUUGUCACACCCAUAUUUCGAUACAGGAGAAAAACCAAAAAACAAAAGAAUAUUUUGGAACGUAAGCCCCAAAUAGAAGUGAAAUAGAAGAAAUGAGGGGAGGGGUUGGGUUCGUUUGUAGGAAAAACUCUAUGACGACCUCCAUAUAUCCAACGAUUGUUGAACUGUGAUACCUUGUAAGGAAAAUACAAAAUUUAACCCCCCCAAAAAAAACAUAACAAAAAAAAAAAAAAAACAAAAAAAAAACAAAAAAAAAAAAGAAUACUGGCCAAGCGCAGAUUAAGUACUGAUGUUACCGCAAAAGUUCUGGUUAAUACGUUGCUCCCUCCUUAAAAAAAAAAAUCCCGUUUUCAAAGUUGUUUACUAAUUCACAGUCAAACUGCAACACUUCAUUUUUUUUUUCCACUGUUGUUGCCAGGGAAAGUAUUUCAUAAUUUUUUUAAAUUGUUACAUCCGGUGUUUUGUUGAAAAUUUCAUUACCAAAAAAAUGAUACCAUGGUGAGGUGCUCUACAGGCAAAAAAAUCCGAUCUUGAUUCGUUGACAAACUGUUUUUGGCAAUUCUAGUCCACGAAUUACGACUUUGACUAUACUUGAAAAUAGCCGUCUGAAGUGGGUCAUUGAACGACCUACAAUUUCUGCUGGUUCUACUAAUAUGCAAAUACUUAAAAUUGUGUGAACGGUGUGACACGUCAUUUGCGUGGUGACAUUUCUUGAGUGUGAGAUGAAUUAUGGUCGACAUUGUUUGAUCCCCCUUUUCUUCUUCCCGGUAGGCCGACAAGUUCUCUUGUUUUGUUUUUUUUUUGUUUUUUUUAAUAAUCUGCCCUUCAUUUUUCUAAUUCUAUAUACCUUGUUCACACAUACAAAAUCGCAUUUUCAUGUUUCCCGAGAGAUGAGAGAAAUCCGCUCUUUAGUAUUCGCCCUCCAAAACGAGUCGGUUUUACCCAUCGUGUUCUAAAAAAAACAAACAAAAAUACGAAUACUGCUCUAUUCUAAUUGCUAAAUUCUUUUCUCCAUGAGUGACAUGUUGCUCCCAUCUUUAACCUUUUUUAAAGGCAUUUCUCGUCUAUUUUUCAUUCUCCUAACUCGUUUUUCUUUUCACUACUAUCUGUCUACCUGUCGCUCUCUCCUCUGUCAUCAUUUACAUAGCAUUAACGUUCUAGGCCCUGUCAGUUCAUCAGUGUUUGAGAGGACUAUUUUCUUUUGAACUGUAGAAAAUGAAAGAGAAAAAACACGAAUUUACUUGUAUGAUUCAGCGUUUGGGAUUGACCCAGACGAUGAUGUCUGCAUUGUACCUCCGGUUUAUUUCAACCGAUAUUUCUUUGACACACCUGGACUGUUAUCUCGUGCGCCUAUUUCACAUCCUGUCUUUCCCUUUCAUCCAACUUCACUGCUGGUAGUACCAACAUUUUGUUUGAGAGUUAGUUUGAACGAUUUGCGAUUAAAUGGCUCUGAAUUAUUAUACUUUGGGAUGGGGGAGGUGUUUAAACCCAUGUAAAUGUAUUAAGGAUGAUAGGACAAAAUUGUUUUGAUUUGGGAAGGGCGGCAGUCGUUGUGAAAUGGUUCAUUGUUACGUCAUCCAAUGAAAAAUGAGUUACGUCUCUCACUCUCUCCCUUCUGUCUCCAUCGUUUUCCAUUUGACUUUUUUUUUCUCUUCUCAAUUCACCACGUUCACCGAGUCAAUGUUUCUUGCAAAAAAAAAAAAAGUAUUACGAAAAACAACUAAAAAUUAAGUCUAUUUAGUCUUGAACUCUAUUUCUCUUUCUCUGUCUAUUUCUCUUUUUCAUUUUUCUCCGUCUUAUGGAUUCGUUGUUUUAUCUAACUUCAAUUUUCCUUUCUCUGUUCUUAAUUCGACAUUUACAUACAAAACCGAGAACGUUUUUUUUUUGGUUUUCAAAGCACUGAAGCUACACCCACCUCCUUGCCUUAUUGUUUACCGUAUUUAACCGGAGAGGAAGAAAAAAUCAAUACACAUGUUCAUU